AGUUUUUCAAUUUUCUUGCAAGACAAAAGAAGUUUUCAAACUCAGUUUUUUUCUGUUAGGGGGUGGAGAGGUAGUAGAUAAAUAUUAUAAGUAAAAAUGGCUGGAAAAAAUGGGAAAAUGUCAGUGGGUCAUCGGAUUCUCACGAUGAAUUUUCAUAAUGAGGUUAAAUUUUCCGAUCAAGCAGCUGCCAGUUUUGCCGAUAUGGAUUUCGGGUAUUUCCAGGAAAAUGAUCAAAAACCUUCUGAUGGAAUUUGUCAUGAUGAUAUUGACGAUGAAGAGGAUAAAAAUCCAAUUAAUGUUGCUGAGAGUAAACAAUAUUGGGAUGAUCAAAAUCAGCUUCUCCAAGCAACUUUAAUAAGGACUAGUUCUAUAGAGUCGAAAAUCAGGCAGAUAACAAAAGAGGGAAUGAGAGAAUACGUAUUAGCAGGAGAGAAAUGUGUUUGCCGUAGACCAGUUAUUGGCGGAGGAUGUCGGAGCUGUAUGAGAAGAGAGAUUUGUGAACGACUUGGUAAUGCCGGUUUCAACAGUGCUAUUUGUACGUCUAAAUGGAGAAAAUCGCCAGAUAUUCCAUCAGGGGAACACACAUAUUUGGAUGUUAAAGACAAAUCAGAUCCAAAAAAAGGUGAAAUAAGAGUAGUAGUUGAAUUGAAUUUUCGAGCAGAAUUCGAAAUGGCGAGAGCAAGUGAAGAUUAUAACAAGUUGAUAAAUAGACUUCCUGAAGUAUUCGUCGGGAAAGCAGAAAGAUUACGAACACUGAUUAAGGUUUUGUGUUCAGCCGCCAAAAAAUGUAUGAAAGAAAACAAAAUGCACAUGGGACCAUGGAGGAAACAAAAAUACAUGCAAGCCAAGUGGUUUGGUACUUGUGAAAGAACAAUUUCAUCAUCUUCCUUUGUUGAUGAAUUUUCGAGCUGUGACAAGCAACAGAAGACAAAGGCUUAUAUGCCGAAAGCUUCAAUGCUUACGUUUGAUUUGUUAGAGAACUUACCUAGGCUGCAACAAUUUACAGCAGUUCGAGUUUUGUGAUAUGUAUGUAUGUAUAUGAGAAAUGUAAUGUGGUUUUGAUGUAAUUUUGAUUGACAUACCGUUGUAAAUUCGAGAGAGAAGAAGCGGUGAUAUAUGUAUAAUUAGCGUCGACUAUUAAUAUGUAAAGGCUGUUGGGAGUAUUAUUAGUUCCAUAGAUCGUGAUUUUGAGCAA
This is a messenger RNA of Papaver somniferum (opium poppy), 1195 nucleotides long. RefSeq lists its product as uncharacterized. Bases 97 to 1023 code for a protein of 308 amino acids. The record is from RefSeq and is a predicted model, not a curated record. NCBI's taxonomy places the organism in Eukaryota, Viridiplantae, Streptophyta, Magnoliopsida, Ranunculales, Papaveraceae. The transcript has 3 exons.